Molecule: messenger RNA, 2826 nt
Organism: Dioscorea cayenensis subsp. rotundata (Guinea yam)
Lineage: Eukaryota; Viridiplantae; Streptophyta; Magnoliopsida; Dioscoreales; Dioscoreaceae
Product: mRNA-capping enzyme-like
Exons: 17
Coding region: 594-2564 (656 amino acids)
Biological process (GO): protein dephosphorylation; 7-methylguanosine mRNA capping
Molecular function (GO): ATP binding; mRNA guanylyltransferase activity; protein tyrosine/serine/threonine phosphatase activity
Source: RefSeq, a predicted model, not a curated record
UUGCUCUUGGGUCAGAUGGCUUCAUUCGCAUUUCUCCAGAACUUUUCUAUCGCCGCCCACGUCUCCGGGCAGGAACCCUAGCCGCCGCCGGACCCUGCCGGAUCUCGCGGCUCCCUCCUUGGAUUCCUUUCUUGUCGUUUGAGGUGUUUUUGCUGGUAAUUGAAACAAGCAUAAAAGCAUAUGAAAGAAAGAAAUGGUGCCAUUCAGAAAUCCUUCAGAGCUCCUCACUCCACAUUUCGUGAUUGGUAGUCAAGAAUGAGGAAUGUGUCUUACAGCUGUUUGAACCAAUGAUACCUGAUCAGCUCAAGCUUUUCUAUCUGUAGCUUUAUAUAAAAUGAUGCUUGUAUUAUUCAAUUUUGUCCUAUAUUUUAUCAAGUUUUUUAAUUAGCAUUCUCUCCUUUUUUUUUUUUUGUUGUCUUGUAUGUUAUGAUGGACUUUGUUAGUAAUGUCCAUGUUUUGUCUUUUAUUCUUUCAAGAGGUUUUUAUAUUCAGAUUAAUUUACCAUUCUGUGUCCCUGGUUUAAUUUGGCCAUUGUGUUUCCAGCUGCCAUUUCAUCAGGGAGCUUGAAUGCUUUAUGUGUUGGUGGAUGUUGAAUGACCAUUUCUAUGGAUUUAAAUGCAUCACCUCUGCCUGAAGAAGAUGAACAACCUCUUGAAGAACCGGUUGGGGAGGAUAUCAUUGAGGGAGGACACAUUGAAUCUUCUGUGGAAACCUUUCGCAGAGAACGUGAAGAAAGACGCCGUCGCCUGAAAAGAGAAAACCAAGAUGAAGGACAAAAACGUUCUUUCCAUCAAUCCAGGAAUGAUUUUACACCUCAAAAUAGAAACUUUAAUUCCUAUAGAAGAGUGAAGCAGCUACCUCAGGGUUGGUUAGAUUGUCCUUCGGCUGGUCAGUGUAUAGGUCUUAUUAUUCCUUCUAAAGUUCCUCUAGAUGAGACUUAUAAUGAAACUGUGCCACCUGGGAAAAGGUACUCUUCAAAACAGGUCAUCCACAACCAAAGGAAAGCAGGGCGUGAUCUUGGUUUGGUUGUGGAUCUUACCAAUACUAGUCGUUACUAUUCACCAUCAGAAUGGAUAAAGCAAGGGAUUAAACAUGUGAAGGUUAUGCAGUUCUUAUCACGCCAAAAGCAUUCAAAGAAGUAUGUUCUUGUCCACUGCACUCAUGGGCAUAAUCGUACAGGGUUUAUGAUAGUACAUUUCCUCAUGCGGACACAGCUCUUACAUGUGGCUGAUGCAUUACAUACGUUUUCACAAGCACGCCCUCCAGGAAUAUAUAAGCAGGACUAUAUUGAAGCUUUAUACACAUUUUAUCAUGAAAACCCCGAAAACUGGAUCUGCCCUUCCACCCCGGAGUGGAAAAGGCCUUCUGACCUUGAUCUGAAUGGUGAAGCUGUACAAGAUGAUGAUGAUGAUGCUGAUACUGCAGGUCAUUUGCACGUGGAUACGGAAAAUAAAGAUAUUACAAAUGAUGAUGUUCUGGGGGAUGCAAUUCCAUAUGACCAACAAGAUGCCAUGCGCCAAUAUUGUUACCAGUUACUUGAUUUGGCUUCUUCAGGAAGGGGUAAUGCGCAUUUUCCAGGAUCUCACCCUGUGUCACUCAACAGGGAUAAUUUGCAACUAUUACGGCAACGUUACUACUAUGCAACGUGGAAAGCAGAUGGGACUAGAUAUAUGAUGCUUAUUACCAUGCAUGGUUGUUAUCUAAUUGAUCGAAACUUUUGCUUUCGAAGGGUUCAGAUGCGGUUUCCUCUGAAGAGUUCAACCACAAGUGAGGGUUUCCAUAACUUGACUCUGAUUGAUGGGGAAAUGAUUAUCGACACAAUUCCUGGUUUAGGGUUGAAGAGAAGAUAUCUGGCAUAUGAUCUAAUGGCCCUUAAUUCACACUCUGUUGGAAAGUUACCCUUCUCUGAACGUUGGAAGUUACUUGAGGAAGAAAUAAUUCGACCCCGAAAUCUUGAGAAAAAACAGUUUGAGUGUGACAGCAGAGUCAACCCCUUGUACAAAUAUGAUAUGGAACCAUUUGGAGUUAGAAGAAAGGAUUUUUGGUUGCUAUCAACUGUUACAAAGCUUGUAAGGGAGUUCAUUCCAAGGCUUUCACAUGCAGCUGAUGGCCUCAUUUUUCAGGGUUGGGAUGAUCCAUAUGUGCCACGUACUCAUCAAGGUCUUCUAAAAUGGAAAUAUCCGGAAAUGAACUCAGUUGACUUUCUGUUUGAGGUUGGAAGUGAUAAUCGUGAGUUGCUUUUUCUUUUUGAGAGAGGGAGAAAGAAGCUUAUGGAUGGGGCUCGAGUUAUAUUUAAAGAGGAAGAGGACGCAGCUUCUUUAUCCGGAAAGGUUAUUGAGUGCUCAUGGGAUCCAGAAGAGGGGUGCUGGAACUGUAUGCGCGUCAGGGUGGAUAAAUCAACCCCAAAUGAUAUCAACACAUACCGUAAGGUAAUGAGGAGUAUCACUGACAAUAUUACUGAAGAAGUGCUGCUAAAUGAGAUCGGGGAGAUAAUUGGCCUCCCAAUGUAUGCUGACAGGAUAGCAAAAGCACACCAACAACAACAACAUCAGCGCAGGAGAUGAGCUCUUGAAAUACUCUUGCAGUUAUUUUCUCUUGAAGGAAUUACUGGCAAGUAGUCUGGCUUUUGAUUGUUGUUCGAGGCUUACUAUAGGCCAGUAUAGGUGCUUAAGUUUUCUCUGUAAUUACUAUUAACCAAUGGGCGGUAGUAGCUUGGCUUAUAGAGUUCAUUUAUCUCUAUUCUAGCCGCCACCAUGUGUAUUUAUUUAUUUCCAUGUAAAUUAGCAGUUAGUAAUAAAGAUAUUCAGAAAAAGGACAUUGGCUUCA